This is a messenger RNA of Monosiga brevicollis MX1, 1592 nucleotides long. RefSeq lists its product as uncharacterized. NCBI's taxonomy places the organism in Eukaryota, Choanoflagellata, Craspedida, Salpingoecidae. The transcript has 13 exons. The record is from RefSeq and is a predicted model, not a curated record. The coding region runs from base 1 to 1431 and encodes 476 amino acids. Gene Ontology annotation, cellular component: proteasome regulatory particle, base subcomplex. Gene Ontology annotation, biological process: pseudouridine synthesis; proteasome-mediated ubiquitin-dependent protein catabolic process. Gene Ontology annotation, molecular function: ATP binding; proteasome-activating activity; pseudouridine synthase activity.
AUGCGCAUGCCCAAGCAUUCCAAGACCCUGUACCUGCAUGCCGUUCAAAGCUACAUCUGGAACCGCGUCGCUUCGUAUCGUUAUGAGCGCUUUGGGCGCAAGGCCGUGGCGGGCGAUUUGGUGCAUGCUCCUGCAGCCGCUGUUGGUGCCCCCGAUGUCUUUGUGUGUGAACAAGAUGGCAAUCAGGAUGGCGAGGUCUUGGACCAGGAAGUUCUCAACAUGUCGGCUGAGGACAUUAUGAUGCGCGUUCGUCUACUGGAUGACGAGUGCAAGAUCAUGCGCAGCGAAAUCUCCAUGAUGGAGCAUGAGACCCUUACCAUGCGUGACAGCAUCAAGGGCAACGAAGAAAAAAUCAAAAUGCACCGCCAACUGCCCUACCUCGUUUCCAACAUUGUUGAGCUGCUCGAUCAAGAGGAAGAAGAGGAGCAAGUCGGCGCCGCCGCCGAUGCCGACGCCCAACGCAAGGGCAAAUGCACCGUCAUCAAGACUUCCACGCGCCAGACGAUUUUCUUGCCAUCAACGGGUCUUGUCGAAGAGGCCAAGCUCAAGCCUGGAGACCUGAUUGGCGUCAACAAAGACUCUUACUUGAUCCUUGACACCCUUCCACCAGAGUAUGACUCUCGUGUCAAAGCCAUGGAGGUCGAUGAGAAGCCCACCGAAAAGUACACCGACAUUGGUGGUCUGGACAAGCAGAUUCAAGAGCUCGUUGAAGCCAUUGUGCUCCCCAUCACACACAAGGAAGCCUACAAGAACAUUGGCAUCCGGCCGCCCAAGGGCUGCCUGAUGUACGGCCCCCCCGGCACCGGCAAAACCUUGAUGGCGCGCGCGUGCGCGGCCGACUGCAAUGCCACAUUUCUGAAGCUGGCAGGCCCGCAGCUCGUGCAAAUGUUCAUUGGCGACGGUGCCAAGCUUGUUCGCGAUGCCUUUGCCCUGGCCAAGGAGAAGCAGCCCGCCAUUAUCUUCAUCGAUGAGCUGGAUGCCAUUGGCACUAAGCGCUUUGACAGCGAAAAGGCCGGUGACCGUGAGGUGCAGCGCACCAUGCUGGAACUGCUCAACCAGCUUGAUGGCUUCCAGCCCAAUGACGAGAUCAAGGUCAUUGCAGCCACCAACCGUAUCGACAUUCUUGACCCGGCCCUGUUGCGCUCUGGGCGCCUGGAUCGCAAGAUUGAAUUUCCCCACCCCGACGAAGCAGCUCGUGCGCGCAUCAUGCAAAUCCACUCACGGAAAAUGAACGUCAACCCUGAUGUCAACUUUCAAGAGCUGGCCCGAUGCACUGACGACUUUAACGGUGCUCAGUGCAAGGCCGUUUGCGUCGAGGCUGGUAUGAUUGCUCUGCGUAACGAAAAGACGGAGGUGCAUCACGAGGACUACAUGGAGGCCAUCCUGGAAGUGCAGGCAAAGAAGAAGAAGGAUCUCCAGUACUACGCGUAGGCACGAAGCCGCCCUUGGAAAGUGCCCGUCUCUUUUUUUUUCUCUCUCUUUGCUCUCGGUUGCUGGUACAGUUUGAUUGCACAGGCAAUUCGCUCACCGCUCAGCGGUGUACCGCCCAUCAAUUUGGACAUGGCCACGUCAAAAUUGAAACUGUAAAUGCC